GACUGCUAGCAGCUAGUUAAGACAUCAAGGUGGUCCUCAAAAACCAAAGAGGCAAGCAAGCUGGGGAUCAGGGAGAAGAGAAACUAUCAAACCAGGCAAAGCAACGGAAACAGAAGAUGAAUAUGGUAGAUAAGGAAGCAGCUCCAACCUCUCCAAUGGAAGUGGUGGGGAUGGGGCCCAGAGACGAAGAUGGGAGCAGCAGCAGCAGCUUGCGGACGGCAGAGACGUUGCUUCGGCUGCUGCCAAUUGCUCCUUGCGUGGUGGCUCUUGUGGUCAUGCUUCACGACUCCCAGACCAAUGACUUUGGCUCUCUUUCCUAUUCCCAUCUCGGAGCUUUCAGGUAUUUGGUGAAUGCCAAUGGCAUUUGUGCCGGUUAUUCUUUUCUCUCCGCUAUCAUUGCAGCCAAGGCUCGUGCGGCCACCAAGUGUCAAGCCUGGACUUUCUUCUUCCUUGAUCAUGUGCUCACUUACUUAGUUCUGGCUGCCGGAGCUGCGUCAAUGGAGGUGCUUUAUUUGGCAUACAAGGGCGAUUCAGCCGUAAACUGGAGUGCAGCUUGUGAAUCUUUUGGCGGAUUCUGUCACAAAGCCACAAUUUCUGUUGCCAUUACAUUUGUGGCGGUGACUUGCUAUGCACUCAUUUCACUCAUUUCCUCCUAUAAACUCUUCAGCAAGUAUGACGCUCCUGACCCUGUCGCCAUUCAGACCGCCACCUUCCACGCUUGAUCGCCGGCCAGUCACCGCCACUCACUCUCUCCUUAAUUCACUACCAGCCCUUUUUCAAACUUGGUCUUAGUUUACUGCCGGUCAAUUGUUUAUUGAAUGACAAAGAAGUUACAUGGCUUGUUUGUGACAUUUGAUGGUUAUCAUGUGUUUGGAUUACUGCCUAUGUUUCUUGAAUUUCCAAGCAAUAAUACAAAGACCUAUAUUAGUAGUGAUCU
This is a messenger RNA of Pyrus x bretschneideri (Chinese white pear), 937 nucleotides long. RefSeq names its product CASP-like protein 2A1. NCBI's taxonomy places the organism in Eukaryota, Viridiplantae, Streptophyta, Magnoliopsida, Rosales, Rosaceae. The transcript is spliced from 3 exons. The record is from RefSeq and is a predicted model, not a curated record. The coding region runs from base 117 to 722 and encodes 201 amino acids.